This is a messenger RNA of Impatiens glandulifera, 2151 nucleotides long. Its product is annotated as RNA polymerase I-specific transcription initiation factor RRN3-like. The transcript is spliced from 14 exons. The record is from RefSeq and is a predicted model, not a curated record. Bases 113 to 1924 code for a protein of 603 amino acids. Gene Ontology annotation, cellular component: nucleus. Gene Ontology annotation, biological process: transcription initiation at RNA polymerase I promoter. Gene Ontology annotation, molecular function: RNA polymerase I general transcription initiation factor activity; RNA polymerase I core binding. NCBI's taxonomy places the organism in Eukaryota, Viridiplantae, Streptophyta, Magnoliopsida, Ericales, Balsaminaceae.
CUGAAUCUAGGUUAAGAGAAAGAAAGAGAGAGGCGCCGCCAACAAACCGUUGAACAGCAAACCUGCGAACUUCAUCCUUAACUCAAAUUGUCUGAUUUGAGUUUCCGCCACCAUGGGAUUGGAAUUAGCAGCACAGAAAGUUGAAAUGGACGAUGUAGAGGAUGCGAAUCUCAGCGAUUUUCAGCUUGUGCGCCACGUAAGAGAUGCACUAAGCUCAGCCGUUCAGGGUGAUCUCGUCAGUUAUGAUCAGCUUCUCAGUGUUAUUCACCGGAAAAAGAACCUUUCCCCAGACGAGGUUGCAUUGCUGGUGACGUGUUUAAAAGCACUGUCAGGAGCAGUUUCCUUUAUUGAUAUUACAUAUCAUGACGCCUUGCUCACUUCAAUAUUCGGAAUGAACUUGUGGAACUAUGGGCGCGAUGUGAUGGGUGCAUUGAUUGAGCUAAUUACAUCCUUGGUUGGCAGUGGAAAAUACAUAGAUUCAUGCUUGGAAAUGCUUGUAAGCAAUUUUGCGCCUCCUCGUACUUUCUUGGAUUUGCUAAAGCAGCCACUAGGUUCUGCAAGGAAGGGCCAAGUUAUUAGUUGUGUGCAUUCUGCACUGGAAGUAAUUUCAGACUUGGUGCCUCUUGCACCUGCGAGGUUGUUGCCCAUUGUUGUUAUGAAAAUGCCUAAUAUAUAUGCGCAAGAGAAAGAGAUUUCUGUAUAUGUUGAAAAUAUGUUAAUAUUGGAAAGCAGCGCCCUAGGAGACCUUGUUGGAAACACGUUGCUUACAGCAGUGAUGGAUAGACUUAUAGACUUUGAUGUAGAAAUAAAAUGGAAAGAUAUUCUGUGUGAUGAUUCCAGUAAAGGGAUAUUUGAGAUGGAGCUAGAAGAUUUAGAUGAUUUUCCGUUUGACGAUGAUGCAGAAGAUUUUGAGAUUCCAGGAGGAUUCACAAGAUCUAAUAAUCUUAAUUGCAAUAUACUGGCAGAAAAAUUAGACAGUUUGUUAGUGCUCAUGUUUGAACAUCUCAAAUCAUGCCAUGAAAAUGGCCGUUUGGUAAAGAUAUUUGAGACUCUCCUCAAGUCCUUUGAAAUGACUGUUAUGAGUGCUCAUGAGCCCAAGUUUACUCAGUUUGUCUUGUUCUAUGCCUGUUCGCUAGAUCCUGAUAAUUGUGGUGUGAGGUUUGCAAAUCUGCUUGCAGAUAUUUUCACCCAAAAAACCUACCCACUAAAGAAGAGGAGGAUCGCAAUUGCAUAUCUUGCCGGUUUCUUGUCUCGUGCAAACUUUCUACCUCUCACCUUCGUUGUUAAGAUGUUGCAAAGAUUGGUCAACUGGUGCUGGACAUAUUGCCAAGUUCAGGAAAGUGAAAUUAUUCCACAAGCUCACUUGAUUUUCUAUGACACUGUCCAGGCUAUAUUGUAUGUUCUUUGCUUUCGUAUGAGAUCAAUAAUUGAUGAUUCUCGCCUUCUAUCAGAACUUACCAAUUCCCCUCUGGAAGCAAUUUUUAAACAUCGGUUAAUUCCUUUAAAGGGUUGUCUUCCAAUAAUAGUGGAAGAAUUCCUACGACAGUCAAGAGCAGCUGGUCUUUUCACAUCGACUCAGGCCUUUGUAUUUGAUAAUAUGCUGAAGCGCGAAACUUUCUUCCCUUUGGACCCUUGUUUAUUACGAAAAUCAGCAGGAUUCCUUCAACCAACGUUCAUAUAUUGGUCUAUGGUUAACACUACAUACGAUGACGAAGAUGAAAAUAGCGAAGAUGAAGCCGAAGUUUACCUAGGGAGUGCAGCUAUUGAUGCAAUGGCCACUAGUUUUGUGGAGGAAGAAUUUGACCUGGAAGGAUUUAAUAAAAUGUCAAUCACACCAAAAAGCAUCAACUAUAAGUUUGGAAGGGAUUACAAAAAGAUGAUGCCCUCAAGAAUCAGACCCUCUACAAGCCCGGAAUCUUUGUGAAGAACAGGAGCCAAAGAGCAAGUAUUAGCUUUCAGAAAAGGGUUUUGGUUAUUCAAGUACUUCACUCCCUAAUAUUUCUCAAAGUUUGUGCAUAUAUAUGGUAGUAUAUUUUUCUCUUUUCAAGUUAUGUUUUGUGCUAUCAAUUUUGUCACUAGAAGUGAUUUGUUGUAUGUGUCAAAAGUAAAAACCAUCAAUUAUUAUUUAUCUAGUUUGCUUAUCAAUUUGAA